Ctenopharyngodon idella (grass carp) is the source of this 2624-nucleotide messenger RNA. RefSeq names its product pinin, desmosome associated protein (gene pnn). Lineage: Eukaryota; Metazoa; Chordata; Actinopteri; Cypriniformes; Xenocyprididae. The record is from RefSeq and is a predicted model, not a curated record. Gene Ontology annotation, cellular component: catalytic step 2 spliceosome. The coding region runs from base 79 to 2067 and encodes 662 amino acids. The transcript is spliced from 9 exons.
UGUGAUCAGUGCUACUCGCCUUCAUUGAGUCGAGCGCGCGCACGACGCUCCACGCGCUGCUGGAAAACGAAGAGCAAGAUGGCGGUGGCCGUGCGAAGUUUGCAAGACCAGCUUGAAAAAGCCAAGGAAAGCUUAAAGAGCGUAGACGAAAAUAUUCGGAAAUUAACCGGCAGAGAUCCGAGUGAAUUAAGACCGGGUCAAACUAGGAGACUGUCCAUCACAGGCCCAGGUGGAGGUAGGGGGCGUGGAAUCAAUUUGCUGAGGCGUGGACUCUCAGAUAGCGGUGUAGGACCCCCAGCCAAACAGAGAGACAUCGAAGGGGCACUCUUGAGGCUGGCAGGGGAUCAGCGAGCCAGGAGAGAUUCACGCCAUGACAGCGACGCUGAGGAUGAUGACGAUGUCAAAAAACCAGCGUUGCAGUCAUCUGUGGUUGCUACCUCCAAAGAACGUACGCGCCGAGAUCUUAUUCAAGAUCAGACCAUGGACGAGAGAGGAAAGCAGAGAAACCGGCGCAUGUUUGGCCUAUUGAUGGGAACAUUGCAGAAGUUUAAACAGGAGUCUACUGUGUCCACAGAGCGGUUAAAAAGACGGCAAGAAAUUGAGCAGAAAUUGGAAGUGCAGGCAGAACAGGAGCGUAAAAAAGUUGAGAGUGAAAGGAGAGAGCUCUUUGAAGAGAGACGUGCCAAACAAACCGAGCUGCGACUUCUGGAGCACAAAGUGGAGCUCGCUCAACUGCAAGAGGAGUGGAAUGCACACAAUACAAAGCUCAUCAAGUUCAUUCGCACGAAGACCAAGCCCCCAAUCUUCUACCUGCCUGGGCGAAUGUGCUCCGCUACUCAAAAGCUCCUGGAGGAGUCUCAGAAAAAAUUAAAUGGUGUUUUUGAUGAAAGACGCGAAGCCUUUGCUGAGCAACUCAACAAAAUGGAGGCUCGGCCAAGGCGUCAGUCCCAGAGGACAGGUGACAGAGAAAUGGAGGAUAGCCGUCGGGCUGAAGAGACGAAGAAAGAAGAUCAAGAGGAGGGUAAGGCUGGAGUAGGGCGGACAGGUAACAGGCAUGAUGUGGAGAUUGAGGAUGAGGAGGAAGAUGUAGUGGAGGAGGAAGGAGAGGAGAGCUCAGAGAUCAGGGAGAGGGAGGGGGAGCAGGAGCAGGCCGAGGAGAACGAUAAACAUGAGAGUGAGAGGAAGGCAGAGGAAGAUGAGGAGGAGGACGAGGAGGAGGAUGUGGGAGCAGUUAAGGAAGACGAGGAAGAGCAGAUGGAGGUCACGGAAGUUGUGAGGGAGGUUGAGGCGGAGAGUAAGUUGCAGGUUGAGAGUCCAGAAGCCAUAGUUGAGGAGGUAGGUAAUGUGAAAAGGGAGGAAGAGCAGGAGACCGAGAAUGAGACUCAGCAGGACGUCGUAACGGACUCUCAGCAUACCCCCGAAAGCCAGAUGGAAACACAGCCUGAGGAGUGUAAAGAGCCUAAACUGGACAUCCCAACCCCUGGUGUGACAGAACAUGACACCAAACAAGAUGACGCUGCGCCUGAGACCCAACAGCCACAGCUUGAACCUGACCCAGAAGUCCCCUCUCAAGAGCAGAGCCAAGAACCGUCAGUCCAACUGCAAGGAGCCAAAGCGGACACAAAGGAAGCUGGCGAGGAGGCCGAUGACGCUCGCGGACGCACCAAAGUCCGGGAAAAGAGGAGCAAGAGCCGAAGUAGCAGCAGCUCCUCUUCCAGUUCCUCUUCAAGCUCAUCAUCCAGUGGAUCCAGCUCCUCUUCUAGUGGCUCCAGCAGCAGUUCCUCUGGUUCCUCCUCGUCGUCUUCCAGUUCACGCUCCCGCAGCCGUGGCAGGGAUAGAGACGGCCGAGACCACAAACGCCGUCGGAGACCGUCGGACAGGGAGCGUAGGAAGAGCGGCAGCGAGAGGGGACACAAGUCCUCCAAAGGCAGCGGACGGGAAAGCAAGGGGUCCAAAGACAAGAACUCCAAACCUGACAGGAAGAGGAGUCCGGAAGGAAGCAGGUCAGGGAGAAGGUCCUCCAGAAGCGAGAGAGAUCGGAAGUCUGAUCGAAAGGAACGACGUUGAGAAGAUGAUGCUUCCAGUCUUGCAUAAUUUCUUCAAGGCCGUUGUGUGGUUACCUUAGUUUUUUGAGGUGCAGUUGCCUUGCUGUUUUUGAGUAGGUUUUACAUUUGAAGUCUCCAUCUCCGUCUUUUUCUUUUUUUUUUUUUCCCUUCUAGUUUUGUCUGGCAACUGGUUAUUUCAGUGUAUCUUGGAAUUUUUAAGAUUUAUAAACUCUGCUUUUACGAGCCAUCACACUAAAUGUAUUGAUUUCAUGCUAUAUCAGAACUUCCACAUUAUUUGACAGAAGUAAUGCUUCAAAUCUGCUUCUCAUGCUGAUCCACCACAGUCCUACAGCUGAUCCACCACAGUCUUGCCAGUUCCUGCCACUGACUUUUUAAGUUAUGUGAUGCCAUACUAACGUGACUUUUAACAUUCAGUGAAUAUCAAGCAUCCAUUCUGACAGCAUCUUGCGGUGAUGAGGUUCUUUUUCUUGUUGGAGCAAAAUUGUCGUCUUUUUUUUUUUUUUUUUUUGUAUAAAUCAUUAACAUGGGGAAAAAAACAUUAAAGACAAUUUCUCUUCA